CACGUCUGGUUACUUGAAAAAAGAUACGCCUAUCGUUUUAAAACAGAAAUGUACAAACGAAUUACUCUGCUUCUGAAAAUUGCUUUAAUAGUGAUCAAGUAGUUUGUUUUAAUUAGGCCUCCCAAGACUGAGUAGUUUAAAAGCAUAUAGAAUUGGAACGCUACUAAACUGGUGACUUGCCACUGUGACAGAACAGCUAGGCCACUGACGAUACAUUCAAAGUGCUGGCGAGUCCAGGCGAGGAUGCAGAGCGGCCAGCAGGACCCUCAGAGGCAGGAGGAGGAGGACAGGGAGGAUGACAUGACUGGUGGAGACCUGGGGUAUGGGCUGGGCAGGAAGCCUGGUGGGAUUUACGAGAAAGGUGAGAAACCCCAGAAUCCUGACGGCCUCGGCCUGGCUCCCGCUGCGCGCCUGAGGAGGGGCUCCAGCAACAGCAGCGUUUCUUUCAAGUGGACGGCUUACAGCGCCCUGCACACUGUGUUUCAAAAGAGUCUGUCGCUGGACAAGCGUCCAGGACGCUGGAGACUGAACAGUGAGGUUUCCCCAGAUGUGAUGUGUGAUCUGUCCAAUGAAGAGCUGAAGCAGAGGCUCCAGGAGGUUGCAGAGGAGGCAGAGAUCCUGAGGCGUGAACUUGAAGUGACCCAACGGCAGCUUGAAGGAAAAUACGAAGCCUUGAAGAUACUGCAGAGCCGGGCUGUGUUUGACAAAGCUACCACACACACUAAAACCCUGAUUCAGAAAAGCGAAGAAAGAAAUAAGGUCUUAGAAAAGGAAGUAAAUGCGCUGCAGUGGGAAAUUGCAUUCAACCAAGUGCAGUUCAAGAACAUCGAGCAGUCCUGGAAGGAGAAAUACCAGAGGGUGUGCAGUGAAAGUGAGACCCUAAGAGGGGCCCUGGAGGUGAAUGCAAGCCAGCUGCAGGAGCUGAAGUUAGAAAAUUCUUAUCUGAAUCAGCAGCACCGGGAGCUUCUUGCCAUGCUCAGUGUGAAGGAGCAGAAGAUAUUUCAAGAGUCCUUGCCUCCGAGCAGCAGCAGUGUUAGAGAGGGAACAGCUUUAGAGCUGGCUGUGCUAGGAGCAUGCAGCUGCAGUGUCAGUGGAGGGGAGCCCUGUCCUUGCGCCAAAUCAGCAGCCGCCAGCCGCACGCAGGUCCUGCAGCUCAAACAAGAGCUCGACACACAGAGGAAGUGGAAAGAGGAAGCCUUUGUGAUGGCGGACGCAUUCCGAAUUGCUUUCGAGCAGCAGCUGAAGCGCCGCACUGACCAGACUCUGCGACUGAUGGAGGCAGACCCCUUCCUCAGGAAGGAAACCUCAAGAGCAAAGAAGGUCAAUGGCGAAGCGGGCACUCUCACCGUGGGGCAGAAGCUGAAGGGGAUACUGGGUUCCAGUGCAGACUGUGGAAAGCUGGAGGCGCUGGAUGACCCCGUGGAGAUCCUGCGAAUGCUGUUGGAUCUGCUCAAUGACAAGGAGGAGGCUUUGGCACAUCAGAGGAAGGUCAGCUACAUGCUGGCUCACAAUGCUGAAAAGCUGGAAGGACACAUCAAACAGAUGAAAGGCGCAAAUACUCUUGGAAAUGCUGAUUCAGCCGUGGAGAGCGGCACAAAUCAAUGCUGCCACGAGCCCCAGAGCCAGCAGCACUGUCCUGGAACGAGUUGUCACAAACCUGACGAGGGCUUACAUAACGUCAGGGGAGAACUCUGAAAUAAGAAAGACACGCAGCCUCCCUGUCUAUCGGGGGAAGCGCUGCCUUCGCAAGACAACACAACCGUUUCUGAUAUCAGCGAAGACAAGGAUAGAAGCAGCAACAGGCGCAAUGAGCUGCCAAGCCAGCGAGACAGAGCCUGUGAGGUGCCUCCAAGAAAAGAACAUCUCAGGCUGGGCAAGGACUCGAUCAGGAGUGAUCAGCAAUGUUCAGUAUCAUUUCUGACAUUGCACUGGGCGACAGGUCUGGGACUCAUCUUAAAAUGAGCUGUUAACUGGGGUGGCUAACUCAAUGUGCGUGUUAGCUGGUCGAAAGCAUAUUGAAAAUGUGUAUGUAGAAUUUAUUAUUGUUAAUCAAUGAAUACGUCAUUGAUGGUGUGUAACUGAGACAUGCCUUCUGUUUACCAUACAGUUGGGGGACCAGCUGCCAUAACAUUUGGCCUCUCCCAUGACCUGUCUGAUUUGAAUAAGAUGCCAGAUAGGCUGUUCAGCCUCUAAUCAGCCAGCAAGCAGUUUUACUGCAUACUGCCCAUGAGAUCUACGAGUCAGGCAUGGGUCAGGUAUGAACAGUACUGUGCAAAUCAAAUCAAGUGGAAGGGUUAAUUAUAGUAGCAAUAGUAACUAAUGAUCUCUGUCUAUUUUAAUAUAGCGGAAAGCUCUCUUAAUGUGAAACACUAUUCCUUGUGCCAAACACAAUAUUAUAUUAUAGAUUAGUCUGGCAACAGAUUUCAAUCGUGUGUGAAAAUGAUGGCUUUUGAGGCUGGCUUGCAAAGGAAAAAUAAAUUGAGAGGAGAGGGUUGUAAGGGUUAACCUGCAUCUGCAGUAGCUUGGCGUGAUGUUGGAGGGGAGGGGGGUUACCUUUUCCACAAAGAUAGCUGCUCUGGUCUGUAUAUGAGAAGCACAAUAUAUUUAUUUUAAUAGGAUCAUUCUAUAGAAAGGGAUCAACACAAAUGUUAACGGCACUCUUAACAGUAGUUACUUUAUUACCAUGCCUAAGUUAGGUUUUAUUUUUUGUGUUAGUUUUUAAUGCAUUAUUUUUAAUAGGACACACAUCAAUUUGACUGUGUGGGGAAUAUUGAAUGAUUAUGGUACAAUUGGUAUGUAACAAGUAUGGGACUGUUCCUAAUUUAAACAGUGAAUGUAGGAAAUGUAAUCUCCCUGUACGUGUUUAGGUUUCUUGUUGUGCUUUUAAGAGAUGGUGGAUUAAUCUGAAUCCAGAGAGUGUGUUUGCCACAGAAUAGAAGUGUAUGAAACUGCUUCCCUGUGUUUGCCAUGUUGACUCCAGCUCCUCUGUGUUUAGCACACGUUGCUAAUUCUCUGGUGGAGCCACAGUGGCGUCUUAUCUGCAUAUAUUGUAACCCUGGUGACUCGUGUCUGUUUACCUGGCAUGUUUCACCUCCUCAGGGCACAGCAAGGUUCAGCACUCGCCUGCUGUUCACAGAUUGUGAUCGGCUUACUCUGGGUGCAUAACCCAACGAAACCCACGUGCUGUCAUGAACCAUCUAAUCUGUGUUUAAUGGACAUACUUGGGUACUCUCCAAUUUGAAUUAGAUCCACUUUUGGCUAACAUUUUACAUCAUUUUACACUCAGUUUUUGCUGAGUAAAUUGUUAUGUGUUUAUAUAUAUA
Molecule: messenger RNA, 3323 nt
Organism: Polyodon spathula (Mississippi paddlefish)
Lineage: Eukaryota; Metazoa; Chordata; Actinopteri; Acipenseriformes; Polyodontidae
Product: coiled-coil domain-containing protein 125-like
Exons: 12
Coding region: 244-1695 (483 amino acids)
Biological process (GO): negative regulation of cell motility; negative regulation of Rho protein signal transduction
Cellular component (GO): cytoplasm
Source: RefSeq, a predicted model, not a curated record